AUGAUACCACCCAAGCUACCGAUUUUUAUCUGCCAUCUGGGGAGGGCUCCCCGAGGCUUCCCAGAUGCUGCACUGGAAAGCGCGGACCCCAGCCCGCCCUCCCCAGCCCAGAGCGAGGCUGGGUGCCCCGGGCAAGAGCCAGACCGUGUGCCAGCGCCGGGCGGCCGCGCCAGGGAUGCCGCUUCCUCCGGGCCUGGCACUGCCGGCCCAUUCAUCGUCCCCGGCCGGGCGCCCUCGCGCCGGGUCCGCGCGGCCAGCCAGGAAAACGGCGCUCCCCGGCCCCGCCGCCAGGGGGAGCAGGGAGUCGCCUGCCACCCCUCCGGGAAGUUGCCACCGCGGCCCGCCGGGCGUCUGGCCCUGGACGGUCCAGGUCCCCGCACGGCGGGCCACCCCACCUCCGCGGCCCCGGGCCCGCCCCGCCCCGUCGGCGCCGAUCGGCUCAGCAGAGCCGGGGCCGCAGCCCGAAGUGGGCGCGCUCAGCCCCGGCCCCCAUUCAAUCCCGCCCCCUCUCCCCGCCGGCCUCCGCCGCCUUCCGCCACCACCCCCCCACCCCAGCCCGGCCCGGACUCCAGCCCGGCAACGUCAUCCGGCCGCUUCCCGAAGCUUAACCCCUUCCUCUGCCAGCUGCGCGCCGCCCCGCCCCGCCGCCAACUUUCUUCGCCCAACUUCGGAGCUCGCGGGCCGGCCCGACGGCCAGGCGGAGACGGAGGGAGGGAGGGAGCGGCGGCCACGUCGCGCCGCGGGGCCGCGGCCGGGCCCGCCGACGGCGAGGACGUGGUGUUCACACCGCGGGCGCUCUCGGCCGACGCCCCCUGGCAUGGGGUUCGGGCCCGGCACACGCCACCCCCCCAACCCCGGGGCCCACCGGGACACCCCCAUCUCGCCCAGGUCCGCGACCGCGGCGACGGCGGGCGGCACCGCCGCCGGGGGAGGGGCCGCCAAGGAGACGUGUCACUCCCGGCGCGGCCCGGCCCGGCCCGGCCCGGCCCCGGCGCCCCGACGGCCCAUCCCACGCGCCGCCGCCGCCGCCGCUGCAGGGCCCGGCCAAGUUUCUUACCUGCAGCCGGAGACGCGGGAGGGAGAGCGAGAGGGCAGGAGCCGCCGCCGCCGCCGCGGAAGCGGGAGAGAGAGGAGCCGGCCAAGCCUCCGCCGAGAAGCCGCCCCCUAAGCAGCUGCAGGCGCCUCGAUCCCGACGCUGCCCGCCCCGUCCGCCGUCCGCUCCGGCCGCUCGCUGGCUGCCCAUUCAUCGAGCCGCCUUUCUCCAUUGGCUCGCACCCCGCCACUCCGCCGGCCGCUGGCCAGUCAGAGCGCCGGCGGCCGAGCCGCGGCGGCGCCCAUUGGGCUGGGAGGCGGGCCUCCACCUCGGCCAAUGGGAGAGGGGAGGAGCUGCGAGGGCGGGGCCGGGGAGGGGGCCCCGGCCGGCCCCGCCCACUCCGGGCGCCUGCUCCGCGCGCGGGCGCCGACCCGGGCCAGGCUCUGGGCCGGCGGGGCGGCGGAGGUUCGAAUCCAGGCGGCGCUCCGCCCGCGCCCCUGGCCCGCUCCGGGCUGAUGUGGCGAAAAUUUCACCGUGGCCUUGGCAAGGCUCGCGCCAACACCAAGACGUUAAAGAGAGCCCACGAUGAGAGCCAGGAGGAACAAAGGCCAGGCCACCCAGAUACACUGACCUUCAGCGCCGAGUUCCAGGCACCCUUGGUGAGUACCAGGACAAUGAGGGAGAUGUGA
Molecule: messenger RNA, 1722 nt
Organism: Bubalus bubalis (water buffalo)
Lineage: Eukaryota; Metazoa; Chordata; Mammalia; Artiodactyla; Bovidae
Product: basic proline-rich protein-like
Exons: 6
Coding region: 1-1722 (573 amino acids)
Source: RefSeq, a predicted model, not a curated record